Molecule: messenger RNA, 1485 nt
Organism: Tetrahymena thermophila SB210
Lineage: Eukaryota; Ciliophora; Oligohymenophorea; Hymenostomatida; Tetrahymenidae
Product: transmembrane protein, putative
Exons: 8
Source: RefSeq, a predicted model, not a curated record
AUGCAAAAUUCUAUGCUAAUGUUCCAGCCAAUCCAUGCAUUUAAUACCCUUGCACAAUUUGUAAAAAUUGUGAUGAUUCUUGCUAUACUUGCAAAGGUCCUUUCAAUAAUGACUGUCUUAGUUGUACAGGAUCAUUGUAUCUCUAAAAUAAUUAAUGUGUAGCUACUUGCACCAUAGGAACUUAUCCAAAUCCACAAACCAAUAAUAAUUUAUGCUCGAAUUGCGAUAGUACUUGCUUCAGCUGCUCUGCAAGCAGUAAUUAAAGUUGUACUAGUUGUAGUCCUCCAAAUUAUUUAAAUCCUGAUAAUAGCUGUUAAUCAACUUGCCCUAAUUAUUACUAUGGUUAAGAUUUCCCAAGUAGAGUUUGCAGUACAUGUUCAGCUAAUUGCCUAAAGUGCAUAGGGCCUAAUCCUAACUAAUGCACUUAUUGUGAUAUAGGAUAUUUUUUAUAUUAAAAUACAUGCAGUAAUUUAUGUCCAACUAAUUAUUUUCAAAAUAUCUCCACUAGAACUUGCGAUAUUUGUGACGCUUCUUGCAAAAAUUGUAAUGGUAAAUACAACUACUAAUGCACUGACUGCCCUCCAGGUAUAUUUCUUGAUAAUGCUUCUUAAGUUGGUAAAUCUUUUUGUGUAGCAAAAUGCCCAAAUAGCUAUUUCGGUGAUACUUCAGUAACUCCAAAUGUAUGCUAAAGCUGUAAUAAAGGUUGUUCUGAUUGUAAUUGCUAUCAAUGUACUGUUCUAAAUAUAUGCACUGCAUGUUAAUAACCUAACUAUUUAGUUGGAACAAAAUGCUCAAGUUGUUAGCCUGGAUUUUAUGGAGACCCAAUAACUUUCGUUUGUAAACCUUGUAAUGUUUCAUGUGCUGCGUGUGUAGGAGGAACACCCUCAGACUGUACUUCUUGUCCUAUUAAUAAUUUUUUAUAUAUACUCAAUGGGUUGUAAGGUAAAUGUUUAAGUGUUUGUCCUUCGACUCCUCCUCUUUUUGGGCAAAAUAGCAUGUGUGUUAGCUAGUGUAGCGCCUCAACUUAUGGAGAUGCUUAAGAUCCCAAGAGGUUAUGUAAAAAUUGUGAUACAAAAUGUGGGUUAUGUUUUGGCCCAAGCUCUGAUUCUUGCACAAAAUGCAAUCUUGGGUUUUAUUUAUAUAAUAGCUCCUGUUUAAGUACAUGUCCAAAUGGGACUUAUAAAAAUACACUUAAUUAAAAAUGUGAUGCCUGUGACGAAUAUUGUGGAACAUGCAAUGGUCCUUCAAAAUCAAAUUGCUUAACUUGUGCUCCUCCUUUAUUUGGAACAGGUUCUUCUUGUUUUCCAAGCUGUCCAAAUGGCCAAUUUGGAGAUCUUAUAACAAGAACAUGUAGCGCCACAUGCAAUGAUGGAUAUUAUUAAGAUACUAUAAAUAGAAUUUGCUAAUAAUGUAAUUAGAAAUGUUAAACUUGCAAAGGUCCACAAUCAUCACACUGUUUAAUUUGCAGAGACCCUUAUUACAUGA